AUGGACAAUUUCGAGUGCACCAACUGUGGGAAACGUUACAAAUACAAAAGGAACUUGCAAACUCACAUGAAGCUGGAGUGCGGGAAGGAGCCCCACCUGAAGUGUCCCUACUGCGAGCAUCGCACCAAGAUCAGGAGAUUGAAAAGCAAGAGAGUGAAGAGAAGAAUGCCACUUGCCUACGAGCGGAAGACCAAGGAUGAAGUUGAGUCAGCUGUUGCUGAGGUACGGAAAGGUGGAUCAAUUCGUAAGGUGGCAAAAAAAUAUUCAAUGUCAAAAUCAUCUCUAUCACGGCAUGUAAUAAUUGCCAAAAGGAGUGGAACCAGACGUUCACAGCUUGCUGAUGCACCUAAGACAUGGGUGUGGCACAGACCCACAACUGCAAGUUCCCCACUGCCAUCAUCGGACCAGGAAUAA
Molecule: messenger RNA, 414 nt
Organism: Nilaparvata lugens (brown planthopper)
Lineage: Eukaryota; Metazoa; Arthropoda; Insecta; Hemiptera; Delphacidae
Exons: 3
Coding region: 1-414 (137 amino acids)
Molecular function (GO): DNA binding
Source: RefSeq, a predicted model, not a curated record